AUGGAGCCCACUGAAAGCCCGUAUGAGUACUAUGACUACGAGGAGACGGAGAACUCCACCAUGUGCGACUACUCUGAGUGGACGCCGUCCUACUCGGUCAUCCCGGUGCUCUACAUGCUCAUCUUUAUUUUAGGCCUGUCGGGCAAUGGCGUAGUCAUCUUCACAGUGUGGCGGGCGCAGGGCAAGCGGCGGGCGGCCGACGUCUACAUCGGCAACCUCGCCAUGGCCGACCUGACCUUUGUGGUCACGCUGCCCCUCUGGGCGGUCUACACGGCCAUGGGCUACCACUGGCCUUUCGGUGUGGCUCUGUGCAAGAUCAGUAGCUACGUGGUGCUCCUCAACAUGUACGCCAGCGUCUUCCUCCUCACUUGCAUGAGCUUUGACCGCUACUUGGCCAUCGUGCAUUCGCUGUCCAGCACCCAGUUGCGCACCCGCGGUCACAUGCGCGCCUCGCUGGCCGCCAUCUGGACACUGUCGGGCCUCCUGGCAGCGCCCACCCUCAUCUUUCGCACCACCCGCCACGACCCGGGUAGCAACCGUACAUCCUGCGCUAUGGACUUCGGACUGGUGGUGACCAACAAGCGCCAGGAGAGUCUAUGGAUCGCAGGCUUGAGCAUUUCCUCGUCCGCCCUGGGCUUUCUUCUACCCUUCCUGGCCAUGAUGGUUUGCUACGGAUUCAUCGGCUGCACCGUGACGCGCCACUUCAACACCUUGCGGAAGGAGGACCAACGUAAGCGCCGGCUCUUGAAGAUCAUCACCACGCUUGUGGUGGUUUUCGCAGCCUGCUGGAUUCCCUUCCACGUGGUGAAGAGCGCGGACGCCCUGUCCUACCUGGACCUGUUCCCCGCUACUUGCGCCUUCCUACGUUUCCUACUGCUGGCCCACCCGUACGCCACUUGCCUGGCGUACGUCAACAGCUGCCUCAACCCAUUCCUCUACGCCUUCUUCGACCUGCGUUUCAGGUCGCAGUGCCUGUGUCUGCUCCAUCUGAAGAAGUCCUUGCACGCCAGCCCUGCUAGCUCCUUGUCCUCUCAGAAGACAGAAGCCCAGUCCCUGGCCACCAAGGUCUAA
Messenger RNA from Nerophis lumbriciformis (worm pipefish), 1071 nucleotides. The record is from RefSeq and is a predicted model, not a curated record. Lineage: Eukaryota; Metazoa; Chordata; Actinopteri; Syngnathiformes; Syngnathidae.